CCAAACAUUUCCUCGUUUGGUUGCGGCUGUCCUCUCUCCUUCUCUCGUCGUGUUGCCUUCCCCUUCUCUCCCAGUUAGAGCCUCACGUCACAUAACUUGAAACCAACUCUCGUAAUUAGCACUUCUCUGAGAAUCACGAAAGCGGAAAGCUCGAGAGAGAGAGAGAGAGAGAGAAAGAACCGAUGGCUCUGAGUCUGAAUUCGAUGCUGACCUUCCCGUCUCACAACCUCACUGCCAAGUCCCACAAUCUCAAAUCUCCCAAAAUCUUCAUGGCCUCCACUCUUCACUCCUCCACCAAAGAGACUGAGAAUCUGAAGAAGUCUUUUGGACCUCCACGUGAGCUACAUGUUCAGGUGACUCAUUCAAUGCCUCCUCAACAGAUUGAGAUCUUCAAGUCAUUAGAGGGUUGGGCUGAGAAUAACAUCUUGGUGCACCUAAAGCCUGUUGAGAAAUGUUGGCAACCACAAGAUUUUCUUCCGAUCCCUGAGUCAGAUGGAUUCGAGGAGCAAGUUAAGGAGUUGAGGGAAAGAGCAAGGGAAAUUCCUGAUGAUUACUUUGUUGUGUUGGUUGGAGAUAUGAUCACAGAAGAAGCCCUUCCAACGUACCAGACAAUGCUUAAUACCCUAGACGGAGUUCGGGAUGAGACUGGUGCAAGCCUUACUUCCUGGGCUAUUUGGACCAGGGCGUGGACUGCUGAAGAGAAUAGGCAUGGUGAUCUUCUUAACAAGUAUCUUUAUCUCUCUGGACGAGUAGAUAUGAGACAAAUCGAGAAGACAAUUCAGUACCUUAUUGGAUCUGGAAUGGAUCCUAAAACAGAGAACAAUCCCUACCUCGGGUUCAUUUACACUUCAUUCCAAGAGAGGGCAACAUUCAUCUCCCAUGGGAACACAGCCAGGCAAGCCAAAGAGCAUGGGGACUUGAAAUUGGCUCAGAUAUGUGGCACCAUUGCCUCGGAUGAAAAGCGUCAUGAAACUGCGUAUACCAAGAUUGUGGAAAAGCUGUUUGAGAUUGAUCCAGAUGGCACUGUGUUGGCCUUAGCUGACAUGAUGAAGAAAAAGAUAUCAAUGCCUGCCCACUUGAUGUACGAUGGUCAGGAUGAUAAUCUGUUUGAUCAUUUCUCAGCUGUUGCCCAGAGGCUUGAGGUGUAUACUGCCAGGGAUUAUGCUGAUAUAUUGGAGUUUUUGGUUGGAAGAUGGAGCGUGGAGAAGUUGACUGGUCUUUCUGGUGAGGGACGCAAGGCACAAGAUUUUGUGUGUAAAUUGCCACCGAGAAUCAGGAGGUUGGAGGAAAGAGCACAGGGAAGGGCCAAGGCUUCAUCCCUUGUUCCAUUCAGCUGGAUUUUUGGUAGAGAAGUGAAGGUUUAAUUGGGCGGUAGUUGAGUGCAUUGUGCACAUUCCCCCUGCGCCCAGCCACCCACCCAACCUAUCCAUGUCCUAUUGUGUCUAGCAGAGAGUAAUUUCGGUAGGGCUUGUCGUCGUGCCUUUUCAGAGGGUUGGGAAGUUUAGAAGAAUGUGGGAUGGAGGAGGAGUAAACUUUUGUUGAUGCACUGUUUUGUUUUUCUUUCUUGUAUUGGCACUGACUAGUAUUUUGUUUAAUCUGUCAACCUAGAAACUAGAAAGAAAAAAAAAGAGAGUAAGAAUUGUGUUGGUUUCGUAUUCCCUUUAGAAUGAAUGUGUGUGUUGUUUAUGAGUA
Messenger RNA from Pyrus x bretschneideri (Chinese white pear), 1692 nucleotides. Its product is annotated as stearoyl-[acyl-carrier-protein] 9-desaturase, chloroplastic. Gene Ontology annotation, cellular component: chloroplast stroma. Lineage: Eukaryota; Viridiplantae; Streptophyta; Magnoliopsida; Rosales; Rosaceae. The transcript has 3 exons. The coding region runs from base 183 to 1364 and encodes 393 amino acids. Gene Ontology annotation, molecular function: stearoyl-[ACP] desaturase activity. The record is from RefSeq and is a predicted model, not a curated record. Gene Ontology annotation, biological process: fatty acid biosynthetic process.